AUGGCGGAAAUAGUAGGAUCUGCUGUGGCAAGUGAGGCAGUGAGCAGAGUAGUAUCAUCUUUUCUCUCCGGCGACAAAACCAGCCAGCAGGAGAGCGUGGAGGACAAAGCCGAGAGACUGGAGAUGGCGGUGCUCAAGAUCCGCAGCGUUGUUGCCGUCACGGAACAUCUCCGCAUCUCCCACCUCCCGUUGCUGCAGUGGAAGGCGAAGCUAAAGCGUGUCGCUGAGGAAAGCGAUGAUCUACUGCAUCUGCACAAGAAGCAAACCUUACAGUGCAGUCGUGCCAGCGACAGUACAACGACCGGUAACUCGAUCUCUCAGUAUUUGAUUCGAGCGGCCAAACACUUUGUUCCUUUUCGCCGCAAAGAAGAUGAGCUGAGGUUGAGUGACAGCACGCUGCGGAGGUUCGAGAGGCUCGCUGAUGGUGCGGACAGCUUCUUCAGGCUGGUAGAGUCUGGCGGCCACCCAAAGAAGUCCGUGUUUUUGCCAUCGCUAACCAGGGCGUUGCUUGCCGGUGAUUCGAUGGAGUUCUUGAUCCAGACAAAAACUUGCAGUGACCAUAUUAUGCUGUGGCCAUGGCAGGACCACCCGGAUGCUAAGAGUGGAAGUGGAUUGGAGGCAUGUCUCUUUGUCUCGCGUGAAGAUGAAGUUAUGUGGCAAAAAGGAUUCAAGAUGUUUGUUUUGUUCCGUCUAUCUGAGGCAUCCGACAUAGUGGCUAUUGCUAUAAGCUGCUUGGAGCUCUUGCCACCCCAAUUUGGUGCUGCUCGCGUAGCCAUCAGUAGACUGUUAACUGAAACAAUAGGGCACAGUGAUGACCAUUCCAGUAUUUCAGAAAGUUCGAAAUGGUGCUGUCGACAGACUGAGAGCUGUCACCGUAAUGAUUGUGAGUCAUCCAUGGGUGAUGAUAAGCAUAGAGUUAAUGGAAUGCUAUUACUGUCUCAUCCAGUGCUUCGGUUCACUGCAAUUUGCUACGCCUCACCGUGCAUCGACAGGAAGGGCGGCCUUCCUCCUCUUGAGUUGCAGUGCCAUGUGUCCCCCUAUCUCUUGCCUGAGAAGCAUUCCAGCCAGUAUGAGCUGGUUGAGCAAGAUGUUAUCAGGAAGCUGCUGCCCAAUGUCACUGAUGGUUUCUACGAUGAUGAGAGACAAGUGUUGAGUUACCAAAGGCAGAUCUGGAGCCCACAAAGCUCCAUGUAUUGCGCGGUUGCUCCAGCAUUUACGCAGCCAUUGACGGCGUCGCAAGAGUACCAGAUGAAAUGUUCUGGUACCCGUAGCCGGAGGAGGUCGAGGACGGGCAAAACAAAAUCUCAAUCCACUUCAAAGUUCCAAAAGAUUGCAAAAGCAUAA
Molecule: messenger RNA, 1344 nt
Organism: Miscanthus lutarioriparius
Lineage: Eukaryota; Viridiplantae; Streptophyta; Magnoliopsida; Poales; Poaceae
Source: the annotation of a GenBank genome assembly